This is a messenger RNA of Cetraspora pellucida, 341 nucleotides long. Lineage: Eukaryota; Fungi; Glomeromycota; Glomeromycetes; Diversisporales; Gigasporaceae. The record is from the annotation of a GenBank genome assembly.
AUGUCUUCAUUAACCUCUAAUACAUUAGAAAAUGCCUAUGCUAGAGCAAAAGGAAUAGUUGGUACUCCAGUUGCCCUUCAGACAAAUUAUAAUAAAACAAAAAAGGCUUUAUUUAAGCUUACAGAGGCUAUUAAUAAAAUGAUAACUUAUAAGAAGAUUAUAAUACUAGUUGAGUUUCAGAAAAUAACAAAAGCUUUAUUAGAAAAAGAAAGAACAAGAGUAGUCAAGAAAAUAAUAAAUGAAGAUAAAGAUGAUGAAGUUGAUAAUGAAUAUGAAGAAAAAGAAUUGAAAAAAUCAAUUUAUAUGCUAUCUAAAUUUGAUGAAUGGAAUGAUGAUAUUGG